This is a messenger RNA of Arachis duranensis, 1802 nucleotides long. RefSeq names its product histidinol dehydrogenase, chloroplastic. The transcript has 13 exons. NCBI's taxonomy places the organism in Eukaryota, Viridiplantae, Streptophyta, Magnoliopsida, Fabales, Fabaceae. The record is from RefSeq and is a predicted model, not a curated record. Bases 319 to 1632 code for a protein of 437 amino acids. Gene Ontology annotation, cellular component: chloroplast stroma; cytoplasm. Gene Ontology annotation, biological process: L-histidine biosynthetic process. Gene Ontology annotation, molecular function: NAD binding; metal ion binding; histidinol dehydrogenase activity.
UUUUGGCCCAACGUAGUUUCUCGUUCAAUUUUGGUGAGCCCACAACACAUCUGGGCCAACGCGGCGGCGACGGCGCGUGACAAAACAACACCACACUAACCGUAGAAGAAGAAACCCUCUCUCUAAGCGUUCUUCAUUCCAUUGCACUCACAGCGUUCGUGUUAGAAGAUACUAUUAAGUAUUAACUAACAAGUAACAACAGUCAAGCGCUUCUCUUUUAAGUAUCGGAGGAGUACACGUAUCCGUAUCCGUAUCCGUAUUCCAUUUCCACGUCGUUGACCAGUACCGCGCAGUAGCUGCAACUGUAUUUAGGUGAAGAUGAAGUCGUAUAGGUUGUCGGAGCUGAGUGAUUCUGAGCUUCAAGGUCUCAAAGCUCGCCCUCGUAUCGAUUUCUCUUCUGUUUUCUCUGUGGUAAACCCCAUUGUUGAUGACGUUCGCACAAGAGGCGAUGCUGCUGUUAAAGAGUAUACUUUGAAAUUUGAGAAGGCUAAAUUGGAUAAGGUAGUUGAAAUUGUGUCGGAGCUGCCUGAUCCAGUGCUUGAUGGAGCUGUUAAGGAAGCUUUUGAUGUGGCCUACAACAAUAUAUAUGCAUUCCAUGCUGCUCAGAAGACACCUGAGAGAAUUGUUGAGAACAUGAAAGGAGUUCAAUGCAAGCGAGUUGCAAGAAGUAUUAAUUCUGUGGGUCUUUAUGUUCCAGGAGGAACUGCUGUAUUACCAUCAACAGCUUUGAUGCUUUCUGUUCCUGCACAUAUUGCUGGAUGUAAAACUAUUGUUCUUGCAACUCCUCCAUCUCAGGAUGGCACUAUAUGCAAGGAGGUACUGUAUUGCGCCAAGAAAGCUGGGGUAACUCAUAUCCUCAAAGCUGGAGGAGCUCAGGCUAUAGCUGCCAUGGCUUGGGGAACUGAAACUUGUCCCAAGGUUGAGAAAAUUUUUGGCCCUGGAAAUCAAUACGUCACAGCUGCAAAAAUGAUACUUCAAAACAGUGAAGCCAUGGUUGCAAUUGACAUGCCAGCUGGUCCAUCAGAAGUUUUGGUCAUUGCGGAUAAGCAUGCGAUUCCUCGUCAUGUUGCUGCUGAUCUACUUUCCCAGGCUGAACAUGGCCCUGAUAGUCAAGUAGUUCUUGUGAUUGCUGGUGAAGGUGUGAAUGUGAAUGGCGUAGAGGAAGAACUCAACAAGCAGUGCCGGAGUCUUCCAAGAGGAGAGUUUGCUGCUAAAGCCCUCACCCACAGUUUUAUAGUUUAUGCACGUGAUGUGCUCGAGUCAAUAAAUUUCUCAAACCUAUAUGCACCAGAACAUCUAAUUGUCAAUGUGGAGGAUGCAGAGAAGUGGGAGGGUUUUAUUGAGAAUGCAGGUUCUGUCUUCUUAGGGCCGUGGUCACCAGAGAGUGUUGGUGACUAUGCAAGCGGGACAAACCAUGUGCUUCCUACUUAUGGAUAUGCAAGGAUGUACGGUGGUGUUUCAUUGGAUUCUUUCCUCAAGUACAUUACAGUGCAAUCUCUAACAGAGGAAGGCUUGAGAAAACUUGGGCCUUAUGUGGCAACCAUGGCUGAAGUUGAAGGUCUGGAUGCUCACAAGCGAGCAGUUACCCUAAGGCUUGAAGACAUAGAAGCAAGGUUUCAAGUUUCAACUUGAGGUGAUACCUCAAUUUGUUACACACGAUAUAUGUUAUGUAAGUCUACACCUAACUUUUUGAUCACUCAUGGCUAAGUAGUUGCCAUUUUGAUGUAGUAAUUUGAAUUGUUUUCAUCAACAUUUGUUUUCUUGUUUAAGUCCAAUGUAACAAUAUAAUUGUUUUUCAUGAA